Molecule: messenger RNA, 846 nt
Organism: Trichoderma virens Gv29-8
Lineage: Eukaryota; Fungi; Ascomycota; Sordariomycetes; Hypocreales; Hypocreaceae
Exons: 2
Coding region: 1-846 (281 amino acids)
Source: RefSeq, a predicted model, not a curated record
AUGCUCUCUGGCCUCACCACAAAGCUCGCCCUGAAAAAGGUCGGCCUCUCGAGCGACGCCCUGGACCUGUCAGCGCUCACCGCACCGCCGCGGACAAGCACAGGCAAAAGCACAGGCACCGGGGAUACCCAGAGCGGCGCCUGGGGCACAUGGAUGUCGACCACGUCGCUGCCGCUCAGAGUCCACCCUUGGCUUGCUCCGCCGCCGCCGCCGGUAAAGCCGGCGCCGGUGCCUCGGAUCGGACAGGUCGCGCCGCUGGAUCGGCAGAGGAGGCUUCAGCUGGGAGGGAGGACCAAAUGCCUAGUUGUAUUUAUGAGGUGUGUUGGCUGUGCUUUUGCCCAAAAGACAUUCCUCAAGCUCCGCGCAAUAGCAAACCGCCACGCCGGCUCAAUCACCUGCAUCGCCAUCUCACACUCGUCCGAACGAGCCACAUACAAGUGGAUCGACCUCCUCGGCGGCUCAUGGAACGUCCAGAUCGUCAUCGACCAGGAGCGCUCCAUCUACGCCGCCUGGGGCCUCGGCACAGCAAGCAGCAUCUGGUACGUCCUCAGCCCAUCAACCCAAGUCCAAUCGUGGAAGGAAACGGGCUGGCUGGGAGAGAAAGUGGUGGGGGCCAUCCAGCGAGGCGGUGCUCGUGAGGCGACGGGCAGAUAUACGGAGGCGAAAAGAGGACGGGGAGAGGACGAGGCGGAGAGUAAUUGUUCUUUGACGGAGCUGGGGAGUAAGUGGCAGGAGGCGGGGGCGUUUGCGGUGGAUGGGAGAGGGACUGUGGUUUGGGGCGGCAAGGCGACGAGUGCGGAUGAUGUGAUGGAUUUGGAUGAAGGGGCUAAGCUAUUGAUGCUGUGA